Messenger RNA from Equus quagga, 3449 nucleotides. It is a transcript of the gene TAF5L, whose product is annotated as TATA-box binding protein associated factor 5 like. The coding region runs from base 211 to 1980 and encodes 589 amino acids. Gene Ontology annotation, biological process: regulation of DNA-templated transcription. Gene Ontology annotation, molecular function: protein binding; transcription coactivator activity. NCBI's taxonomy places the organism in Eukaryota, Metazoa, Chordata, Mammalia, Perissodactyla, Equidae. The record is from RefSeq and is a predicted model, not a curated record. Gene Ontology annotation, cellular component: histone acetyltransferase complex; nuclear protein-containing complex. The transcript is spliced from 5 exons.
GGCCGAACUCAAGAUUAAACUUCGCACAUGGUGGUUGUGAGCGGAGGGGCGUGAGGUCGACCUCUGCAUGUAACAGGGGAGGUCUCGGGUCAGACUAAGUGUUGCUGGAGGAUCCGACCUGCAAGGUGGCCUUGGAGGUUAACUCAUGACAGCGUGUAAGGUUUGUGCGCCUAGGCGGUCCUCGCGAGGCUCCUGAAAAUGUGUUAGGUCAUGAAACGAGUGCGCACCGAGCAGAUUCAGAUGGCUGUGUCCUGCUACCUCAAACGCCGGCAGUACGUGGACUCAGAUGGUCCCCUGAAGCAAGGACUGCGUCUGUCACAGACUGCUGAGGAGAUGGCAGCCAAUCUCACAGUCCAGUCAGAAUCUGGGUGCGCCAACAUAGUGUCUGCAGCCCCAUGCCAGGCAGAGCCCCAGCAAUAUGAAGUACAGUUUGGACGACUACGGAAUUUUCUGACCGAUUCUGAUUCCCAGCAUAGCCAUGAAGUGAUGCCUCUCCUCUAUCCUCUCUUUGUCUACCUCCAUCUCAACCUGGUCCAGAACAGUCCGAAGAGCACAGUGGAAAGUUUUUACAGCCGCUUCCAUGGAAUGUUUCUGCAGAACGCUAGCCAGAAGGAUGUCAUUGAGCAGCUACAGACCACUCAAACCAUCCAGGACAUCCUGUCUAACUUCAAGCUUCGAGCAUUCCUAGAUAACAAGUACGUGGUCCGUCUCCAAGAAGACAGCUACAACUACCUUAUCCGCUACCUCCAAAGUGACAACAACACCGCCCUGUGCAAAGUCCUCACCUUGCAUAUCCAUCUUGAUGUGCAGCCUGCCAAGAGAACAGACUACCAACUCUAUGCCAGCGGCAGCUCCUCAAGAAGUGAGGGCAAUGGCUUAGAAGGCACUGACAUGCCUGCCCCUAUUCUGCAGAACGAGGCUGCCCUGGAGGUUUUGCAGGAGAGCAUUAAGCGGGUCAAGGAUGGCCCCCCCUCCCUCACUACCAUCUGUUUCUAUGCCUUCUAUAACACAGAGCAGCUUUUGAACACUGCAGAAAUCUCCCCAGAUAGCAAGCUGCUUGCUGCUGGGUUUGACAACUCCUGUAUAAAACUGUGGAGUUUACGAUCCAAGAAGUUAAAAUCAGAACCCCAUCAAGUAGACGUGUCCCGCAUCCACUUGGCUUGUGAUAUUCUGGAGGAGGAGGAUGAUGAGGAUGAUAACGCAGGCACAGAGAUGAAGAUACUGAGGGGACACUGUGGACCAGUGUACAGUACAAGGUUCCUCGCAGACAGCUCAGGGUUGCUCUCUUGUUCCGAAGACAUGUCCAUUAGGUACUGGGACCUCGGAAGUUUCACCAACACUGUGUUGUACCAAGGACAUGCCUAUCCUGUGUGGGACCUGGACAUUAGCCCAUAUAGCCUGUACUUUGCCAGCGGGUCCCAUGACCGCACUGCAAGGCUGUGGUCAUUUGAUCGGACGUACCCACUGAGAAUAUAUGCAGGACACCUGGCAGAUGUGGACUGUGUCAAAUUCCACCCUAAUUCAAACUACUUAGCUACAGGCUCAACCGACAAGACUGUCCGGCUGUGGAGUGCUCAGCAGGGGAACUCGGUGAGGCUCUUCACAGGCCACCGUGGCCCUGUGCUUUCUCUUGCCUUUUCUCCAAACGGUAAGUACUUGGCAUCAGCUGGCGAGGACCAGCGUUUGAAGCUAUGGGACUUGGCUUCUGGGACCCUUUAUAAAGAAUUAAGAGGCCAUACGGACAAUAUCACCAGCCUCACCUUCAGUCCUGACAGUAGUUUGAUUGCCUCUGCAUCCAUGGACAACUCUGUGCGAGUCUGGGACAUUAGGAACACUUACUGCAGUGCACCUGCUGAUGGCUCCUCCGGUGAACUCGUGGGUGUAUACACCGGGCAGAUGAGCAAUGUACUGAGUGUGCAGUUCAUGGCCUGUAACCUUCUUCUAGUGACUGGAAUCACACAAGAAAAUCAGGAACAUUAAUUUUUUUUAUCUUUGUUGUAAUGGACUGGGGCAAUAGUAGAAGGCCUCCAGAUUGCAAGUCUUACAACAAACUGAGAUUGAAUCACUGACUGACUGUGAAAGACUCCCUGCCUCCCUCCCUUCUCCUGUGCAGACAUCCUGAUCACCUUACCCCUUCACUCAGCCCCCCCAAAUGUCGAAGGACUGUGGGGGAGGAAACGCGGUGAUAAGUGGACGUGAGAUCAAGAAUGAAGAUGCUCUGGAGGUCAGAUUGCAGUUCUUACAAAGAUCUCACUGUGUCCUCAUGUGAGCACCUUCCUGGCUCUGUCUCAUUUUCCCAUUUGUAAAACCGAGAUGCUGCUUCCUUCCCUGGGUGCUGCAUUUGGUCUGAGGAUGGUGGCAGAGCACUCUCAGGAGGAGCAGUGCUCCAGGGUCACGUGUUAUCAGUCACUUGGGUGGAAGGGAAUAUUGGUGUAGGAAUGCGGGGUGGGAACUAGGAAAAGGGGUGGACAUAAUCCUGGUAAAAAGUCUUUCCUUUUCCAUAAUUACAGAGAACCAGGAUUUUUUAUUAUUGUUAUUAUAAUUAUUAUUAUUAUUGAGAAGAGGAAACCUAGCACUGGCAGAGGGGCCUUCUCUGCUCUCAUCUUUCAGGUUUUACUCCUGGCACUGGCUGUGAUACUUGGAAUUUUGAGGUUCAGGGAAUUCAGAGAAUUUGAUAGCACAGUGUAUUGGGAGAAAGGGAAAAUUUCUGGGUGACAGAUUGAUCCCUCCACCUGACAUGUUUCUAGCAAUGGGUGGGUGGAUUUGAUUGAGAAAGUCUUGGGCUCUUGCAGUGAUGGUGGGAAGGAAAGAUUCUUUUUAUGGCUGCACUUCUAUUAACAAUUCUCUCCCCUGAAAGGACAUGUUGUGGUAAAGAAAUGAAGAUAAUUUCAAAUGAUGAAAGAUAGAAUUAGAAAAUUAGAUUGAAUUUCCAAAUGACCGUUUAUUCAGAGGUGUGGCUUUUUCAACGUCUUUUUCUCCUGAGAUCAUCCGCUCCCACCUCCUGCAUUGCAAUAGCAGUUUAAUGAACACUUUGUGAAACAAAUUGUAAGUAUGUAUGCACGCAUAUAAAACUAUGCUUUGAGGAUAAAGCAACUUCUAAUUUGUGGAAAAAGGAUUAAAUAUUUCUGUUUUCUGAAAAGAGUUAUUUUGUAUUUUGUUUUCUAUUAAAAUGUAUUUAGUUUCAAAAAAAAAAAAGAAGUGUUGGCAUCUCAUUUAAAGUGUGAGGACAGGUGGGUGUGUGGUCCGUCCUGGGGUGAUGUGGCAGCUCACCUCUCUUCAGGGCGAUAGCCAGUUAUGCAGGCCAGACAAGCCUCGGUUGGAGGUGCUUUUGAUCUGUUCUUGUAUGCUAUUCAGCUUACUUUGAAUCAUUCCUCUUGGCAUUCACAUGAAUUACUGAUAGUAUUUAAUACUAUUUAUACAUCCAAGAUUGCCAAUUGCUAACUGAAGAC